Molecule: messenger RNA, 2996 nt
Organism: Micropterus salmoides (largemouth bass)
Lineage: Eukaryota; Metazoa; Chordata; Actinopteri; Centrarchiformes; Centrarchidae
Product: AN1-type zinc finger protein 3-like
Exons: 7
Coding region: 251-1045 (264 amino acids)
Molecular function (GO): zinc ion binding; DNA binding
Source: RefSeq, a predicted model, not a curated record
GGCCCAGGAUUCCCCGGUGGCUCUGUCCGCUCCGGUGUCUCAACGUCGAUUUAAACUGUUUUAAUCGUACAGAGUCAGUGGCCGCUCGUGUCGGCAAAUCGUUCCUCGUCUUGUGAAACUCUGAAGGAUAAUCUGGCCGUGGUAUUGACUCUGUACUCGUCAAAGCCAGGGGAUCUAAACGCAAAUACGAGGCCCUCACUCCGUCCCCGGAUUCACCUGCUACGCGGAGAGCCUCACGCGGAAGACCGACAUGGGGGACACGGGGAGCGAGGGCAGCAAGCCUCCGAGUAACGUUAACGUGAUACCCCCGCGCUGCCCCUGUGGUUUCUGGGGGUCGAGCAAAACUAUGAAUCUCUGCUCAAAGUGUUUUGCAGAUAUUCAGAAGAAACAGCCAGACAAUGAUUGUGCCCCGAAGGCCUCCUCAAGCUCCAGCGGCAGCCAAGCAGAUGUCUUCUGUAAUGAAACAAACAGCAGCAUUAGUCAGUCACUGAUGUCGAUGCCUAACACAUCGGAAGACCCUUCGCCAGGAGAGACGGGAGCGACAUCUCUACCUGCUCAGGAUGAAGUAUCCAGCACAGACACAGUCUUCAGUUCACUCUCCACUCCCACAAAACGCUCCUUCGAGUCAGCCGGUGUAAAUUGGACACAGAGAUUUACCAGGAUAACAAAAGCCUCAGAGUCAGAGAGCGAUGUUUCACCCGAGAAGCGAGGACGAAUGGGUGACCUGCCAGAGGGUGAGGGGUCUUCAUCAUCAUCAUCAUCAUCAUCUUUGUCUGCAUCAUCAUCAUCCUCGUCUCGUAGUGGCUCUAAACAGCGGAGCCGCAAACGUUGCCAUCGAUGCCAAACCAAACUGGAGCUGGUACAGCAAGAGCUGGGUUCCUGUCGCUGUGGUUAUGUCUUCUGUAUGCUCCAUCGGCUCCCAGAACAACAUGAGUGUCUCUUUGACCACCUGGGCCGCGGUCGGCAGGAGGCUGUCCUAAAGAUGGUCAAGCUCGAUCGCAAGGUGGGCCGCUCAUGCCAACGCAUUGGAGAAGAGUGCUCCUGAGCGACCGUUCCCUCUGAAGAAUCUCGGUGUUCAGACGGUGUCUUGGCACAAACAGGGAUUUGAUUUUUUUUUUCUCCGUUUUUUUCAAAGAUUUUGCAGGUUUUUGGAUACAAACCUCUGCCCUUUUCUUUUAAAUUAUGCUCGCUCUUUUUGAAUCCCAGUGUCCCAGUUGUUUUCUUCUUCUGUUGGCUUGAUCAUAUCCCUGCUGCUAAGAUGCCUUUUGGAAAAUCCAAGCCCAGGAAUGACAGAACAAUAAAGAGCAAAUGAAAUUUCUUCACUUUUUUGUUGUGUAGUCAUCUCCUGGCUACACAAGUGUGAGCAGAAUAAGAAUGAAUAAAAGGAUGAAGAGAAGGAAUACAACGCUUUAUACAAAUGUUUGUCCAGGAAGCCAGUUUAAGACUAUACUCUUUACCUCAAAAAAGAAAGGAAAAAAACAAGAAUGACAAGGAGGGGGAGAGGGAGGAGGACGGGAUGGUUACCCUUUGUGUACACUUCUGCUUUGGCGCUGUCCAUAGACUGCUCUUUACCUCAAAAUCAGACAGAGCUUGCUUUGUGCUCUGCGCCAAGCAUAGACUUUGUGAAGCAAACCAAGCUAGCCAGCCUCAGUUUAAGUCAGUGUCUUACCCCCUGGCCAGCCACUACCCCUAAUCCUAAACCUUUAGAAACACAAACACCUGUUAAUCAUCCCACCUCAGGUUAUCAGGAUAUCAAGGCCCAUUCUUCAACCCUCCUCCCACCAACUUGCAUCCUUCUCUUUUCCUCUGCACCUUUUGCUCCUUUGUUUGUUUAAGAGUGUCCCACAGGUGUUUCUGCUUUGUUGUAGAAUCCAUUGUGGAUGAUGAAAUUGGGGUGAUGCUGUUAAGUCCAAAUUCAGAACUUGCAGUGUGAGCUGGACUCAAAUACAUGAUGGUGAGAGUGAGCUGGUUGUCCUUGGAUUGCUCACAAAUCUGUCUUCAAUGUUUGGACACGAUUGAUCAAGACUUAAUUUCUUGCGGAUUUUCUCUGUCUUCCUCUUUUAGUCUCGGUCUUCAUCACCUUAUUCUCCACAAGUCCUCCCACAUAAUGAAGACAUGUCCCUCAUAUAGUCUCUUUUCUGCAACGAGGAUUAGGAAUAUGUGUGUUUGAUAUGUACAAACUUGAGGAAGACAACAUUUGCAAGACAUGGCAUACAUUAAAGUAUGCGUAUGAUUUAUGACUGGACCUGAAAUGUCUGCAUUGUAUGCGUCCGCACAUCACUAUACUUUUGCAAAUACAUACACUUAUAUGUUUUAUGUGCUCAGCUGUUCACAUUGAGCACAAGCAGGUAAAAUCAAACAUUGCUGUACUCACUCAGAGGUUCCUGUUUAAGAUGGGUGAUGGUUGUUGUAGUUCAGGUUUGUUAUAAUGUCUUAGGCCUUCAUUUCAAUUAUCCGUAUUUUUAAGGUCAUUUUUGGCGACAGCUUUGAUACAAUACUUAAUAUUGUUUGGUUUUCACUCCUUUUACCAGUACUUCCUACAAUGCCUGAUGUUUUCAUUUCUAGAUAGCAUGAUGAGCUCACAAGCAUUCUGCUCCUCCUGCCUUCCACUUUUGUUUUCUCAUCUUCCCCUUAUUGAUUGCUCUAUUUUUCCUAGUACUGCUCCCCCGCCAUCAGCAGGGGUGAGCAGAGUGCUAAAAGUUGACAUCAGCAAAUAAUGACUUUCCAAAUGCUCUCCUGGUGGACUGUGGUAGGAAUGAACAGAAAAUGCAUAAUGAAUGAAUAUUCUGUAUCUUAAAGAAAUCCUUAUUUAACCCCUUUUUGCGUUUCACUUAGACUUUAGAGUAGAACUUCUUUUUUUGGGGUUGUAAUGUGGUUAUAAAAUGGGAAGAUGAAUGUGGAAAAAUCUUUAUAUUUGUUUCCAUUACUUUACAUUUUACCUCCCCUUUCCUACUUUUUCUUUUACUGAGAAAGAAUAAACUGGAUUAGACAAAGUG